Molecule: messenger RNA, 1574 nt
Organism: Trametes versicolor FP-101664 SS1
Lineage: Eukaryota; Fungi; Basidiomycota; Agaricomycetes; Polyporales; Polyporaceae
Product: cytochrome P450
Exons: 11
Coding region: 39-1574 (511 amino acids)
Molecular function (GO): monooxygenase activity; iron ion binding; oxidoreductase activity, acting on paired donors, with incorporation or reduction of molecular oxygen
Source: RefSeq, a predicted model, not a curated record
GGAGCGUACACACCUUCUUUCCUUUUCUUUCUCAAAUCAUGUCUACAUUCACGUCCAUCCUCUGUGCUAUUCUCGCCGCAAUUUUACUUGCCUACCGCCGUUCCCGAAAACGGCGUCUCGGGCCACUGCCCCCUGGCCCCCAGGGAUGGCCCCUCAUCGGCAACCUCCUCGACAUGCCGAUCACAUACCACUGGCUCACGUUCUCAGACUGGAGCCAACGUUGGGGCGACAUCGUGUCCGUCACCAUCCUCGGGCAGCCUAUGGUCAUCCUCAACUCGCCCAAAGAUGCAAUGGCCAUCCUCGAGAAGAAGAGCGCAAUCACAUCAGAUCGAGCUUCACUCCCGGUCGCGGGUGACAUGAUAGGCUGGUCGCGCGCCAUGGUGCUCGCUCCAUACGGCGACCGCCUGCGGGAGAUGCGCAAGAUGUUCGCACAGGUCCUCGCGAGCCGGCAGCGCUUCGAGCGCUUCCACGCCCUGGUCGAGGGGGAGACGCAGCACUUCCUCCUUGGGCUGCGGACCCGGACGGAUUCGCUCGUCCACGAUCUGCAUAGGUUGGCGGGAUCCAGCAUGGUCGCGAUCACGUAUGGAUACAAGGUCCGAGGCGAUGACGACCACCUCAUCCAGAUCGUCGACAAGGCUAUGGCGGACUUCACCGAAGCCUCUGCACCAGGGACCUACCUGGCCGACAUAUUCCCCUUUCUGUGCCACAUUCCUUCAUGGGUUCCUGGCGCUCAGUGGAGGAGGAAAGUGGCGGAGCAGAGCAAGAACUUUGACCGAAUGGCCGACAUCCCGUUCAACUGGGUGAAGGCACAAAUGAAUGCCGGGACAGCUCUUCCCAGCGUCGCCUCCGCGCUGUUGGAGGGCUCUGACGGCCCUGAGAAGGAGGAGCUAAUCAAGAUGGCGUCGGCUUCCCUGUAUGCUGGUGGCGCAGACACCACUGUCGCUGCCAUGACCUCCUUCUUCCUCGCCAUGUCGUGUUUCCCCGAGGCGCAGCGGAAAGCACAGGCAGAGAUUGACGCGUUGAUCGGCAACGGUCGACUGCCGACGCUCAAGGACAGAGACGCGCUUCCUUACCUGAACGCGUUAAUGCUCGAGGUUCUCCGGUGGAUCCCCGUGGCGCCCAUGGGGUUCCCUCACAAGCUCAGUGAGGACGACUUUCUCGAGGGUUACUUCCUGCCGAAGGGCACCCUCGUCGUUGCGAAUAUAUGGAAUUUUCUGCACGACCCGCAAACUUAUGCGGAUCCGAUGACGUUCAACCCGGACCGAUUUGUGCCUACGGAGAGCAAAGAGGCCGAGCGCGAUCCGCGGGACUUUUGCUUCGGUUUCGGCAGGCGGAGAUGCCCGGGAAUCGUCUUUGCCGAGGAGUCCAUGUUUGCUCUGUUCUCUAUGGUGCUCGCGGUGUAUGACAUAUCGAAGGCGACCGAGAACGGCAAAGUCGUCGAGCCGCUCAUGGAAGGGCAAGGCUCUAUCAUAAGCCAUCCUGCUCCUUUCGGAUUCACGGUGACGCCCAGGUCCGACAAAGCUCAGGCGCUGCUAAACGGACUUGCGGACGCAACACACGCGUUGUCGCAAUAA